Messenger RNA from Rhagoletis pomonella (apple maggot), 718 nucleotides. Its product is annotated as glutathione S-transferase 1-like. Gene Ontology annotation, biological process: glutathione metabolic process. The coding region runs from base 1 to 648 and encodes 215 amino acids. The transcript has a single exon. Lineage: Eukaryota; Metazoa; Arthropoda; Insecta; Diptera; Tephritidae. Gene Ontology annotation, molecular function: glutathione transferase activity. The record is from RefSeq and is a predicted model, not a curated record.
AUGGAUUUCUAUUAUUCACCCGCCUCAGCACCUUGUCGUGCUGUUCUGAUGACAGCGCAAUGUGUUGGCAUUGAAUUGAACAAAAAAAUGUUGGAUUUGCGCGCUGGUGAACACCUGAAGCCCGAAUUUCUAAAGAUAAAUCCACAGCAUACCAUUCCAACACUGGUGGAUAAAGACUUUGCCGUAUGGGAAUCUCGCGCGAUUAUGAUUUACUUGGUGGAGCAGUAUGCCAAAACCGAUUCCUUGUACUCCAAAUGCGCGGAAACGCGUGCGCUCAUCAAUCAACGCCUGUACUUUGACAUGAAUUUCUCCAUGGUUUUCGGCCGGUAUAUCUAUGUGCCUUUGACGACGGGAACCCCUUUUGAUCCGGAACAGUUUAAGAAGUUGGAAACUGAACUGCAGCUGCUCAAUACCUUGUUGGCUGGAAAUAAUUUUGCUGUUGGAAAUUCUCUGUCUUUAGCCGAUUUGUCGCUUUUGGCCACAAUCAGCACAAUCGAUGUGUGUUCAACUGUGAAAGGUGCCAAUAUUGAUAUUAAGAAAUAUGCGAAUAUAAAAAAAUGGUAUGAGAAUAUGAAGGCCGUCGCACCUGGCUACAAAGCGAAUUAUGAAGGUUGUUUGGAGUUUAAGAAGUACUUCGAUGCCAAAUAAGUAUUACAUAUAUGAAAUUGCUUGAUUGUAUUUGUUAAGUGUGGAAUAUAUAUUUUCUUUCUUUUGUAAA